AUGCCGGAGAAGCUACGCGUUUCCGAGGAUGUGCGCACGAAGCUUCGGAAUCUCCAGUCGCUUCUGCAGUGCGUGGCAUACUAUCGGCUGCCGAUGCAGUCUGAGCACACCAACAUCUUCGAGACGUGUUGGAGGGGAACAGCUGAGCCAUUUGCACCAGCACGCCGGCUCGACCUAGAUGAAGUGGCGAGCUUGGGGACAAGGCGGAAAGCCAAGCAGCUGGCUGCGAAUCCUUGUCAGCUAGACCCGCGUACAUUCAUUGGAUAUUCCCGCGUCCUCCUUCAGUUGGUGUUGCCUGCCGACAUUGCGGACAAGCUGGUGUACAUAAGUACGAACUGGCACGUGGACAACUACCAGGUCGUGAAAAGCGGAAGACCAGCUCUCCGGGAACCUGGUCAAAUCGCGGAGGAAUGGUCAGACACGGCUUUCACGCGGGCGUAUAGCCGGCUGAAGAACACUGACCUGGGCGAUACCUUCACAGCUCGAAUGCUGCUAAGCAGGUCUUCACUUCGAGAUGUGAGCAUCGUAGCACACAGCCCAGUCUUUGCGGAUGAAGCCCUGAU
Messenger RNA from Symbiodinium necroappetens, 563 nucleotides. Lineage: Eukaryota; Dinophyceae; Suessiales; Symbiodiniaceae. The record is from the annotation of a GenBank genome assembly.